This is a messenger RNA of Branchiostoma floridae (Florida lancelet), 12507 nucleotides long. RefSeq names its product dmX-like protein 2. Gene Ontology annotation, biological process: vacuolar acidification. The record is from RefSeq and is a predicted model, not a curated record. Bases 144 to 10487 code for a protein of 3447 amino acids. Gene Ontology annotation, cellular component: RAVE complex. Gene Ontology annotation, molecular function: protein binding. The transcript has 54 exons. Lineage: Eukaryota; Metazoa; Chordata; Leptocardii; Amphioxiformes; Branchiostomatidae.
UCACGUGCAAGGUCACAACUCUCGCGAGAUUACAAAUCCAACAUGGCGGUCGUUCCCACCUAGGAAAAAAAAAUAUCUAUUCAUUUUCACGAUUAUUUUUCGAUGAAUUGUUCCCCUGGAUUAUCAACUGUUGUGCCCGGCUCAUGAAACAGCACCAAGUCCUGACCGGGGCGGUCAACCCCGGCGACCACUGCUUUGCCGUCGGCAAUGUUGACGGCGCGCCAUUCACGGCGUAUGGGUCAGGAUGUGACCUGGUCAUACUGGGCAGCGAUUUUCAGCGUGUCCAAAUCUUCCCGGGAACGUCGCGUGGCAACAUCCAGGUGGGGUGCGUGGACUGCUCACAGAAUGGAAAGAUUGCAGCCUCCUAUGCCAACAAUGUCUACAUCUUUGAGCCGUACCCAGGGAUAAGCAAGACUGGAGCAUCAAAUAAGCUGGGUGUGGAGUGGCAGGAGACAGGAGGCUUCAGCGUCGACUCACUCGUCACUAACCUCUCCUGGAACCACGAUGGAACCAGGCUGUUGGUGGGCAGUAACUCCAUCCAGCUGUGGGGAUGUCCUGACCUGAUGGAGAAGGCUGAUGGGAUGGAGGAAGAGGAGGAGGAGGAUGCAUUUGGAACAGGAACAGUGGAAGACAUACAGAGCACCUGGGCAUGUAUCUGGCAGUGCCGUACUGCCACAGCUGUCUGCCACCUGCAGUUCUCACCUGAUGGGCAGCUGUUUGCUUCAGCUGGAAAGGAGGACCGCCUGGUGAAGAUCUGGUUUGACUCCCGCCAGUGGAGAUCCAGCCUGCUGCAGGACUGGAAGGCGGGCAGCGCCGAGGAACCGGUCUCGACCGGUCUGUACUCCUUCAUCUACAUCGCCCACCCCCGGGCUGUCACCGGAUUCUCCUGGCGCCGCACCAGCAAGUACAUGCCCAAGGGUUCGAUAGCCAACUGCCUGGUCACCUCCUGUCGCGACAACAUCUGCCGCAUCUGGUGCGAGACGGUUCUACCGGAGCACAACCUGGCGCUACUGCAACAGGAGCGCGUUCUCAUCGACUCCGAGAGCUACCAGGCCGCGCCCCAACGCCACACGUCCAAGUUUGCACACACGGCACAGCUAUUUAAACCUGUCUUCCAGACAGUGAACAAUCGUAGGGUGGUCGUCCCCUUCAAGAAUGUAACUGAAGAAAUCCAGGCCACAGCCUUUCAGUUCCUCUUCUCCACCCUAAGAAAGCGACGCCCACAGAAAAGGAAAAAGCAUAAGAUCCGGCACAACCUUAAGGUGAAGAGAAGACAGUCCCAUCCGUCUGGUGACCUGACCUCGGGACAGUCCAUCCUCACCCCACAGAGACACUGUCUAUCCGGGGAGAUGCCAGCCCUGAAUACGCUUCACUUUCACCUGUCCGUCACUAUCAAUCUUAGCACAGACAUUCCCCUCCUGCCGGUGGUUGCCGGUAGCAACGAGGACAAGUCGUUUGUGGUGCACUGGCUGAACAACAAGGAGCUGCAGUUCACGCUGGUGAUGGAGCUGUUCCUGCGCCAGCUACGGGAACUCCAGGACCAGGAGCACCCGCUAGAGGUCGCUGAUAGGCCUGACUCUGACAACGAAGAUAACUUGACAGAGGAUGAUGCCAGAAGUUCAGGUGGCCUGUCAUCUCGCUCUCCCAUCAAGACACCCGACUCCCUCCUGAAGAGCCCCGGCGUAUCAACCCCCUCCUUACACAGCCUCUCGGUGUCGGAGGCGCAGGCUGUGGGCAGCUCCAGCCUCCUGUCCCUCCCCACCUCCUCCAUCCUGGACAGGAAGAUCGAGAGCCUGCUGCGGGACUGGAACCGCAGUGCUGACAUGCUGUUCAGCAUCCACCCUGUGGACGGGUCCUUCCUGGUCUGGCUGGUCGAGUAUCUGGAUGAGACGCAUCCGGGAGCUUUCCGACAGGCACAGGUGUCCUUUGCUUCUCGUAUUCCCGCGGCGUUCCCGGUCGGAGACGCCGUAGGCCUGAGCUCCACCCUGCUCCUGUACUGCGACAACACACAGGCCGUGGACAGCAACCUCGGGCCAAAACUCGAGGACACCAAGCCCUCCACCACCUACAGCUUCACCCACGGUACGGGAAAGGGCGCGCCGACCAACGAGAACGUGGAAACAUUCACGCCAACGGUCAUGAUGCUGUCCAAGCACAGCGACGGAUCACUCAACCAAUGGGAGGUCAACUUCGCGCAGAACUCUGCGUUCUCGACGGUCGUGAGCGUUUCCCACCGUGCCCGUUGCUGCGGCCACCGGUUCCACCUGAACGAGCUUGCCUGCCACCCUGUCUUGCCCCUCCUCCUCACGACCUCCCACCACAACAUUCCCCACGUCGAGGUCGACGACACGUGCUCCAUCGGAAGUCGGAGCCGCAGCUCCAGCCGGCUGUCGUUCGAGAGCGGGAAGGACACGUCAGACCCCAUGGAGAAGAUAAAGGCCAGACUACGUCACGUAACAGGAGAAUCCAAGCAUGGAGGAGCGAUAUUAGAGGAUGAGGAUACGGUGUUUCCCAUUAGUAAGGACCUGAGACACCCCCACGGUCUGUGUAGUGAGCUCAUCCUGUGGAGAGUGGACCCUGUGGGUCCUCUGUCCUUCUCAGGUGGGGUGACGGAACUGGCCCGCAUCAACUCGUCCCACAUCUCAGCGUUCUCCAACGUGGCGUGGGUGCCCACCCUGCUGCCCAGCUCCUCGCUAGGCGGGAUGUCCAACUCCUACAGCGCCUGCUUCGUGGCGUCCGACGGGGACAGCCUGCGACUGUACCAGGCCGUAAUUGACGCUCGCAUGCUGCUGCAGGAGACCGCAAACAUGGAGGCAGAGCGACUGGCUGAGAGUGAAGGUUUCAGCAGUGGAGGGGAGUCUGUAGAGAUGGCGUGGGAGAAACGGGAGCCGCUCUUCAAAAUAGUCAGUCAGCAGUCCACCAAGAGGCCAGGCUGUGUCAUAGAGCUGGAUACCAUCACCCAGGCAAAAAGGUCCUGGAAGAGCACCCAGCUGCUGCAUGUGUUUCAGGAAGAGUUCCUACUGGGCCAGAAGCAGGCAGGAGAGAUGAGCAUCAGUACUGACCCUGUGGACACCCAACCUCUCAACACCUCAGGGUAUGACGAGGGUUUCUACCUGGUAGUCCUUGAGAAGGUGGAGGAGACGUCUGUUCUCCACAUGUGGUACAUCGAGAUCGUCUCCCAACUACAGACGCCAGCUGCUCGGGACAUGACACCGAAGUUCAACUCCGAGUACGCCCACGACAGCGACACCUCGCCGGAAACUUCCGAACCCAACAGCCCGACAACUGGAUACACACCAUCAUUCCACACACCCACCUCCAAACUUGUUGUCACAUCACACAAGGUGUAUGAAGCUGUGCUCGCUCUCCCAGAGGGGGUGCAGGUGGUUGAUGCAACACCGGCGGCGGGACAUCUCAGCUCAGCCUCCAUCUACCCAGCAUGCCUUGCUCCCUAUCUCAUCGUCACGGCGUGCUCGGACGGGAAGGUUCGCUUCUGGCGCUGUAACGUCUCCAACAAGGCCUCUGAGUUUGAGGAGUUCAGCGGUGUGAUGUCACCUGUGGACUUUGUCAAGGCUCAGGAUAAAAAGUACAGGUGGGUUGAGUGGGAACUGAUGGUAUCGGAGAAGGAUGCCAGCAGUGCAGUACAAGUGGACGGAGAACCUGUUGCAAUUAGCAGCGCGUACAACGGUAGAUUCGCCUGCGGAUUCAAGGUGCUUAACGUUCCGUCCGACAAACAGGCCGACCGUGUUUCCAUGGACAGUAAUGCUGCGUUCUGCGUGGCUAUCAUCGAGUGUGAGUCCACGGGUGGAUCGGAGUGGAUAGUCGAGGACACGUUGUUUCUCUCGGUGCCGGAUACGUCCCCGGAUCGAGCGCUGGUCCCGCCCCGACAAACUAAGUACCAGGUGCUACAGCUGGACUGGGUGUCAAAGGAAGACGGCUCGCACAUCCUAACUGUUGGGGUGGGUCCCAAAGUCUUCAUGUACACUCCCGUAUCCCCUGCCCUGCAUUCAUCGUCCGAGCAAGGCGUCGAGGUCGCUCCCAACGGCCUCCUAGCCUCCAUGUUCUUGCCAGUGGCGACCCUAAGCCACAAGAAGGAGAACCAACGCUGGAUGCUCCUUCGUAGUAUUGAUCUCCUCACGCCCGACGGACUCGAAGCACAUUCCAUGUCCCUCUCCUGGGUUCGCGACGGCAUCCUAGUCGUCGGGCUGGGAGACGAGAAGCACGUGUACUCCCAGUGGUCCAGCAAGACGAUAGAGGAGGAGAAGGUCUUGUUGUCGGAAGAAGUAGCGUCCCAAGACAAUCUUAGCUCUAGAGAUUCGCCCAGCAGCACUCCCAGCACCUCCAUUGUUAGUAGAGUAUCAGCCCAGGGUAACAAACCCAGCCCGGAGAAGCCAACACCAGCAGAAGUUCAGAGCAAAGCCGACCUGAGCCAGAACAAAACCCUACACGACAUCGGACUGUUCGAGGCUGCGUACCUUGCCUCCCCCACCCUCCCACAGUACCAUCCCCAGCAGCUCAUGGAGAUCAUGAACUUUGGGAAGUUCCGCCGUGUGCGGGCCAUCCUGUCGCACAUCGUGCGCAGCAUCUCCUCCGACGAUCAGGUGACACUCCCCGCGGAGCAGGACGUGUCGGGAGACGAGACCGACCGGCGGCGGCACCUCACCCGCGGUCUGAGCAUGCUCAGUCGCUCCUACAGCAUUAGCGCGGACCCGUUCGAGCACGGCCAAGAGGGGCACCUGGACUUUGUCGAACUAGAAUCCAUCGCACCGCUCCCCCUCUACGCCCUCCUCGCUGCGGACAGCGACAAAUCUGCCUUCCUUCAACAAGAGGAUGCGCCGACAAAAUUCGGGGACACCAACGCUGACAAAACUGAUGGCGAUGCCUACAGCACGCUAUUCGAACACCCAGACCUGAACGUGGACGAGGACUUUACCGCUUUUACCGUCAAGAGCAAACCGCAACCAAAGACGAUUUCUCUCAAGCAGUUCCCGCCAACGUACUUUGGGCCGGAGCACGCGAAGAUCCUCACCAUGCACCUGACGCACUCGAGACUGCCAGGGUUGUCCAGUUUGGAACAGAUGCAAUUGUUGGCUGUGGCGGACACUCUCGCGCACACACGGACAGAGUUCAGCGAAGGCACCUCCACCACUGCUAAAAGUGAGACGGUGGAUGGGUGUGGCCUGAGGUACCUGAUUGCCAUGAGACACCACCUGUACCUGUUGAGGUCCCUCCCACCUGUGCAGAGGGCUCAAGUGUUUCGACAGGGCCUAGCCACCUCCAACUUUGCCUGGGCCUUCCACUCGGAAUCGGAGGCUGACCUGCUGAACAUGAUCCCCAGCCUGCACAAGGGGAAGCCCACGUGGAAGGAGCUGAAAGCCGUCGGGGUCGGCUGGUGGCUGCGCAACAACAACACCCUCAGAACCACCAUGGAAAAGGUGGCCAAAGCAGCAUUUCAGAACAAGAAUGACCCGAUGGAUGCAGCUCUGUACUACAUGGCCAUGAAGAAGAAAACACUGGUGUGGGGGCUGUUCAGGUCUGUAAAAGACAAGAAGAUGAUGGACUUCUUCCACCACAACUUUAACGAGGACCGGUGGCGACGAGCCGCGCUCAAGAACGCCUUCGCCCUAUUGGGUAAGCAGCGGUUCGAGCACGCGGCAGCGUUCUUCCUGCUGGCGGGCUCGCUGUCGGAUGCCAUCGAGGUGUGCAUCAACAAGCUGGAGGACCUGCAGCUGGCCAUGGUGGUGGCACGGCUCUACAACUCCAACCUGGAGCAGGAUGUACCUGACAGCCAGAAACAGGUAUUGUACGAGCACAUCCUGGGCCUGAGUGAUGCUGGGGAGGAGCGUGAGGAGGGGAAGAUCCACCCUGACCCGUUCCUGCGCAGCAUCGCGUACUGGCUACUGAAGGACCACACCCGCGCUCUCAACUGUCUCCUGCAGCAGCCCAAACAGGACGACAUGGACAGUCCCAGCAGUGUGCGCUCCGCCAAGGGCAGCGAGUACUCAGCAAACCCAGAGGUCUUCAACUUCUACAACUGGUUACGGACCCACCCUCUCCUCCUCCGGAGGCACCUGUCCACACACGAGGGGUCCGUCCGCGGAGCGCAAUCUACGAACUCGUCCCUCCUAGCGGGGGUCGGGUUGCACGCCAGCCUGACGGCAUCAGAGAAGGGGUUGGCAGAUAAGAUCACACCCCUGGAGCGGCGGCUGUACUUCACCACGGCGCACGCUCACUUCACGGCGGGCUGUCCCAUGUUGGCUCUGGAGGUUCUGUCCAAGCUUCCUCAGGUCACAGAGAAAAGCCCUGACAACUCCUGUAACUCCACCGUUGUGGUCAACACACCAGAGGACGAGGAGAUGAUCUCCAAGGGUGUCAUCACGGUCACGCAGCCCAGCACAGAGAAGUCCCGAAUCGACAGUGUGUCUUCCCUGGACUGGAGUAAACCUGCCGUAUCCAGUAGUACACCAGCCCCUCCCACCUUAGACUGGAGCCAACCGCCAGGAGGUAUGGACUGGAGCCAGCCAGUGUCCACCCUGAACAGUGGAGAUACGUUAGAACUGGACUGGGGGAAUGAUGAUGAUGAUGAUGAUGAAGUUGAAGAUGAGGAGGAAGCAGAAAAGAAUCCGACAACAACCGGAGCAGGGGAUCCCAACAAGCUCACAGUACCAGCCAUUAACAAGCAGGCUCUGUUAGCCAGCCCCAUGGAGACUGAGAUUGAACGUUGUAGGAAGGUGGACAUCAUGGCCCAGCAGCUGAAGUUCAUCGCGUGUCUGAAGAUCCUGAUGCAGGAGCUGCGUACACUGGCCACAGGGUACGAGGUGGACGGGGGGCAGCUCAGGUACCACCUCUACAUGUGGCUGGAGCGCGAGAUCGACGCACUCAGGAAACUCUGCAACUACAGGUACGGAGGUCUUGCUGACGACCUGGAUGACCUUGAGGACCUGAAGGAGAGCAGAAGACCGAGCGACAGCCAGUACAGCGGACAGGACAGCUCGGGAGACGAAGCGGACACGAAAAAGCGCACCCUCCACGAGAUCCUUCUCGCAGAGAAGAUGGACUUCGAGGCAAAACGUCAUCGAUCGGCGCGUCGAAAACACUGGUUGAAGCGGAACCACGAGCUCUUGCGUACCUUCCUGAGCUACUGCAGCCUUCACGGUGCGGGAGGGGGAGGGCUGGCGUCCGUACGGAUGGAACUCAUCCUACUCCUACAGGAGUGCCAACAGGAGAAGACACAACAACAGCUUCUCUCCCCCCUACCCUUCCCUACCAUGCUGCCAUUGGUCACGGCGAGCGUGGCCAGCUCCAAGACCGUGGUCGCCGACCCGAUCGCCCACAUCGUCCGCAUGACGCACGAUAUCCUCCACACCGUUGUGGACAUGAUGGCGCCCCCUACCCCUAGUGAGACCAACACGACAGUGUACAAGUUACAGACGCUGAGCGCUGCAGUGUCGGCGUGCAUGUACCAGUGUCUGUGUGACAGUGACACCUACUACCUCCAGCUGCAGGGAGAUGUGCUGGAUGAUGGGCUGGACCAGUGGAACAGUAUUGUGUACCAUCCUCAGCACCUGAUGGAGGCAGGCAGGAAGAGACGCAUCAGCAGUGGGGAGGACAACGCCACACCCUCGUCUGCGCCUGCCAAGUGGCCAGGCGUUAGCUCGUUGCAGACGCUGUUGGCUUCGGAGCGAGACGAAGAUCAACCUAAGCUGAACGUGUUACUCAGCGAGACGCUUGUCGCCGUGUACGUCAGCCUGCUCAUCCACGGGCUGGCGGGAAACUCCGCCAACGAGCUCUUCCACCUGGUGGCUCACCCCUUUGACUCCAAGAUGUGGGCGGCGGUGUUCGGCGGAGGGGUGAAAGUUCAGCUGAAGCAGGCGGCACAGAAACCAGCCAUGUACUCAAAUUCUCGGGAUGCGAUGGACAAGCAGCGUCUCCGACUGAACCUGAAGCUCCUGGGGAAGGCCAACAUGCCCAGCCCCGCCCCUGCUGCAGAGGACAAACCUGUCUAUAAGGAGAAGUUCAUCCCACCUGAGGUCUCCAUGUUGGACUACUUCAUCACUAAGGCCAACAUGCCCAGCCCCGCCCCUGCUGCUGAGGACAAACCUGUCUAUAAGGAGAAGUUCAUCCCACCUGAGGUCUCCAUGUUGGACUACUUCAUCACUAAGGCCAACAUGCCCAGCCCUGCCCCUGCUGCAGAGGACAAGCCUGUCUAUAAGGAGAAGUUCAUCCCACCUGAGGUCUCCAUGUUGGACUACUUCAUCACUAAGGCCAACAUGCCCAGCCCCGCCCCUGCUGCAGAGGACAAACCUGUCUAUAAGGAGAAGUUCAUCCCACCUGAGGUCUCCAUGUUGGACUACUUCAUCACUAAGGCCAACAUGCCCAGCCCUGCCCCUGCUGCGGAGGACAAGCCUGUCUAUAAGGAGAAGUUCAUCCCACCUGAGGUCUCCAUGUUGGACUACUUCAUCACUAAGGCCAACAUGCCCAGCCCUGCCCCUGCUGCAGAGGACAAGCCUGUCUAUAAGGAGAAGUUCAUCCCACCUGAGGUCUCCAUGUUGGACUACUUCAUCACUAAGCCAUACAUCCCUCCGGGCCAGAACGCCAUCGACUAUGACUCGGACGAAACGGUUGAGAGCGAGUCUGAGGACGAAGACGCGGACAGUCUGAACAUCUCGGUGACGGAGGCCCAACUCCAGGAGCACUCUGAUCCUAACUCCUACAGCUGGAGCCUCAUGAGGCUAGCUCUGGUCAAAAUCGUCUUCCACAACGUGCAGAGCUUCCUACCGACUGCAGGGAUAGAGAUGGCUGAACUCCCCGUAGCGUCCCCGCUGCUCCACGCCGUGCUGAAGAACCUGGAACUCUGGCAGCAGAUGCUGAUUGGUCGACUGGAGCUGUUCAACGGACCCCCGCUGGACUACAUCCCACUCUCGGGCGUGGAGUCGACCGGAGGCCCUGCCCUGCUUCGCUACAAAGCCAUGCUGGAACCAACCAACACUCCUUUCAGGUCGAACCACCGGUCAGCCCUGCCGGCCAAGCGGCUGUGGCACCACCUAGUGCACCAGGAGGUACUGCAGGACGCCUUCAUCCGCUACUGCUUCACCAAGAAGGCACACAUGCAGGAGGUAGGGACCGUCGUCAGGGGCAACAGAGCAUUUGAUGAUGACUAUCAUGGUAAGGCCGACUCGGGCGGGGUGUCUGAGGACGUAGACUCAGGGACGCAAAGUCAGACCCCGUCCACCGACAAUGCCGAUCCUGUCGAACUUAUGGAUCAGCUUACACGAGAUGAGAUCCGCGCUGGCGGGCGAAUCCGCAUCAUCCACAAGGAGAACGAGAUUAUCAACUGUUUCUGCACCAAUCAGGCCAAUCCCAACUGUAUAGUGGUGGCGAGUGCCAGCCAUGUGCAGGAGCUGGACGUGUCCGCGAUCCUAAACCCACAGCCGUAUGUGUGGAUCGACGAGGAACAACCAGACAUGGAAUCUGUCAUCGGGCCUAAAAGUGCCCCUGGAAACAGUGAGAUGGGAGAGUUCCUGUUCGUACACACGGGGGUGGAGAGAAAAGGUAGUGUGUCGGCACCUGCCUCCCCCAACCCUCACAGCACCGGCCCAGCCAUGCUCCACAGUCUGGGGUAUGGGGGGGUGCAGACUGGUAGGGGCGGCAACGUGAUGCUGAAAAGAAGCGUGUCUGGAGUGCGGAGAAUGGCGUCACAUCCCACAUUACCAUACUACUUAACAGGUUGUCAGGAUGGCAGUGUUAGGAUGUGGGAGUGGGGACACGCACAGCAGAUCUCCGUCCACAGGACAGCCGGCUACCCAAGGGUCAACAGGGUCAGGUUCAACCUCCAGGGCAACAAGUUUGGUGUAUGUGACAGCGAGGGUUACCUGUCCUUGUGGCAGCUGGCAGUCAGCUCGUCAGCAGCAAACAAGCCCUUCAUGACUCGGCAGUGCCAUAACAAACAGACAAGCGACUUUGUCUUCAUCAACUCUUCCAGCUUCCUGUCCACAGCAGGGCAUUCAUCAGAACACAGAAACGUCUGCCUGUGGGACACCCUGAUGCCGCAGAGGAGCUGCCUGGUUCAAGGUUUUACGUGUCACGAGAGCGGGAGCCCGGCGAUCGUGUACGCACCCCAGCAGCAGCUGCUUAUCUCUAGUGGGAGGAAGGGAGAUAUCUGUAUAUUCGAUGUCCGACAGCGGCAGCUGAGGCACACAUUCCAGGCUCACGAGUCAGCGGUCAAGUGUCUGGCGCUCGACCCAACAGAAGAGUUCUUCGUCACUGGGUCGGUGGAUGGAGAGGUCAAGGUGUGGGGCCUGCUGGUGCACAACCUGCUGUACUCCUUCCCCGCGGAGCACAUGCGCACCUCCAUCUUCCGCAACCUCGGCGCCGGCGUGACCCAGCUCCACCUCGGGCCGACCAAUCACAUGUUCUCCUGCGGGGCGGACGGCACGCUCAAGUGGCGCCUCCUCCCGGACAGGGACAACCUCCUGCACACGUUGUGAGAGCCGCUAGGGGGCCAGCUAUGCAGCCUGUAUACACAUGCGGCGAUGCCGUAGUAGGACUUAAACAUUAGCUCCGACCUGUGAUGUACCCAGUGUAGCUUAAAGGCUAUUUUUACAGAAAAACAAAAAUGGGGGAGGUUUUUCUGCUCAAAUGUGCAAUUUAGAUGAUUCCCUUCUCAGAGUUCUGUACGUAUAUAAAUUCGUAUAUAUAUAUACAUGUAUCUCGCGGAAUGCUGCCUGGGUUGUCUUCUUGCCCUUGAUCUUGGCAAUCAGAGUUUCCCUUCCAUCGAAGGAUGAACUGUCUGAGCAGCAAAGAUUAACCCUCUCCAUACCAAGCCAACCUCCUGGCACCAACAUUGUGUGGCUGACAACGCUACGAGCAGGGUGAGGGUUUCGGCUGCGAUAUGAUUGGUUUAGAGUCCCCACCUGUAUCCCAUACCCAUCCACUAAUACAGUCUUCAUCAUCUGUACAUGUAUCAGACGUGACGCCACAUACACUAACUUGUAGAUCCCCUCGAUCACCACAGAAAAAUACUUCUCCACAUCCACUUAGUUUCCAAUAGACACGUCAGUCUUUCAGUAUAAACGUGUUAACAUUCAUGCAAAAACUUUGGGAUGAUCGGAAAAGUCAGUCAGAGUUGGUUUUGAAGCCUGUGUGGGUUUCUUGAAAAUUGUUGGAGUGAGAGGUUCUAGGAUUGAUUCCAAGAAGCCUAAAUGAAGACUUUCCAGAAAUUUGAUGGAGUGAGAGUUUCCAGGAUUGAUUCCACGAAGAACGAAGACUUUCAUAUAAUGACCCUCUAGUUGUGUAAACAAAUGAGGUUUACACUUUUGUUUACAAUAGACCUGUGUAGGGCACUGAUGGAACCAGACAUGUAGAAUGGAUAUUGUGGUUACAUUGUAUGAGGGUACAGAACUGGGAUGCUACAAUCUUUAUAACUUGAAACUGCAGUUGAGUACUAGGUAACUGUCAAUGCUCCCUUACAGAUGACUGAUAAAAUUCUACAGGUUAAUUUCUGUGUACUCCCAAUGUUUACUUAUAAGCAGAAUAACCUAAAACAAAAGAUUGUUUGAAAAGUAUAUAAAUUAUGAUGAUAACUUUACAUCCAUUUUUGUCAGUAAGUUCUACAUACUUGUGAAUAUAUCAGCCUAAAGAUAUUUGCAAAAAAUCUUUUGUUUUCUUUAUUGAAAGUGGUCAGUAUUAACUGUUUCAGUUCUGCCGUGAUAUACCAAUGUUAUUUGUCACCUAACAAUGGCAGUGUUUUAAUCAGUAUCAAUCUUAAGGAAGCCAUUUGACUUUUGCUUUAAAGUGGCAUUAAGUUGUACAAAGAAGACUCUUCAUAUGUGUAGAUUGGGAUGCUCAUGCUUUACAACACACUGGUGCAUUGUGGGGAUUUCUUCCAAUAUUCACUGGAAAUUACCCAUCACCCCCUGAAGGUAGUACAUUGUAUCUUUCAUGUUGUGCAAUUUUACAUGAUUCGUUAAAGAUGUAAGUAUUUAAUUGGUACAGUUGGUUUUCUUUUCUUUUUUCAGAAGAAGAUUCUGUUUUUUAGAAUAAUUGGUGUACUUGCAAUUCGGAGGCAUUAAUAAUGUUUUUGUUACGUAAUGUUGUUAAGGACAUUUUGUAUUGUAGAUCGCUAUAUGAGAAAGGAAAUAGAACGCCAUUAUAUAUGAUACAAUAUGUGUACAAAAUUUUAGCUUAUUUGCAAAGGAAUCGCCAGCUUUUUAUUUGAACCACGCUCAAAUCACUGUAAAAGGAAUUCUGACACAUCCGACAAAUUACGUGCAAUUUGAGGGGAAAGAAUAUUAAUAGCAUUUGUGCAGUUCUAUUGUUAAAGUAUCAAUCUUCAAGGUGAACUCGUUGUAAAUAUGAAGGAAAAAUUUUACUUCUUUGCCGGCUGCCUCGUCUGUCUGCAAUUGUAAAGUACAUAUCAGUGUUGGUCUGUUGUCUCGUACACCAUCUUGUCAUGACGAAGAGAAGAAAGUUGUGAAAACAAGGAAUAAAGAGAAGUUGAAAGAUUUA